Messenger RNA from Jaculus jaculus (lesser Egyptian jerboa), 972 nucleotides. Its product is annotated as olfactory receptor 147. Gene Ontology annotation, molecular function: olfactory receptor activity; G protein-coupled receptor activity; odorant binding. Gene Ontology annotation, biological process: sensory perception of smell; G protein-coupled receptor signaling pathway. Gene Ontology annotation, cellular component: membrane. The record is from RefSeq and is a predicted model, not a curated record. The transcript has a single exon. Bases 28 to 972 code for a protein of 314 amino acids. NCBI's taxonomy places the organism in Eukaryota, Metazoa, Chordata, Mammalia, Rodentia, Dipodidae.
UCUCUUUCUAGAUUUUCAACAAUAAGAAUGCUGGCUGGAAAUGGUUCCUUUGUGACUGAGUUUGUUAUUGCUGGAUUAACAGAUCGUCCAGAGCUCCAGCUACCCCUCUUAUCCCUGUUUCUAAUGAUCUAUGUAGUCACCUUGGUGGGUAACUGUGGCUUAAUCACCCUUAUUGGUCUCAAUUCUCACCUGCAUACCCCCAUGUACUAUUUCCUCUUCAACCUCUCCUUCAUUGAUUUAUGUUACUCUUCUGUUUUUAGUCCCAAAAUGCUCAUGAACUUUGUCUCCAAGAAGAAUGUCAUCUCCUAUGUGGGAUGCAUGACUCAACUAUUUUUCUUUCUCUUUUUUGUCAUCUCAGAAUGCUACAUGUUGACAUCAAUGGCCUAUGAUCGCUAUGUGGCCAUCUGCAAUCCAUUGCUGUAUAAGGUUAACAUGUCCCCUCAGGUCUGUUCUGUGCUAUGUUUUGCUGCUUAUGGGAUGGGGUUUGCUGGAGCUUUUGCCCACACAGGUUGCAUGCUCAGACUGAAUUUUUGCAAUGCCAAUGUCAUCAACCAUUACUUGUGUGACAUACUUCCCCUCCUCCAACUUUCUUGUAGCAGCACUUAUGUUAAUGAGUUAGUAGUUUUAAUUGUUGUGAGUAUUAAUAUCACAGUUCCCAGUUUUACCAUCCUAAUCUCCUAUGUCUUCAUCAUCACAAACAUUCUGCACAUCAAAUCCAUUCAAGGAAGGAUAAAAGCCUUCAGUACCUGUAGCUCUCACAUCAUAGCUAUUUCUCUUUUCUUUGGGUCUGCAGCAUUCAUGUACCUAAAAUACUCUUCUCCUGGAUCUAUGGAAGAGGGAAAAAUUUCUUCUAUUUUCUACACUAAUGUUGGGCCAAUGCUCAAUCCUCUUAUCUACAGCUUGCGGAACAAGGAUGUCAAAGUGGCACUAAAGAGAAUCUUGAUUAAAUUCAGGAAGAGAGACAAAUUUUAA